CUUUGUUGUGAUCAACAGAUGGCGCUGUUUGUAUUUCUUUAGAAAUUCCUCAAGUGCCUGAAUAGAAUUUCUAGCUUCCGCCAAUAGACGUUCCUUCCGGUUUUGGACGCCAUUAGAGACGCAGAGAUGGCAAUUCGGUAUCCCAUGGCAGUGGGCCUUAACAAAGGCCACCCAGUGACUAAAAAUGUGGCCAAGACCAAACACAGCCGCAGGAGAGGGCAACUGACCAAACAUGCCAAGUUUGUACGUGAUAUGAUCCGUGAGGUGUGUGGCUUUGCCCCCUACGAAAGGCGUGCUAUGGAGUUGUUGAAGGUGUCCAAGGAUAAGCGUGCCCUCAAGUUCAUUAAGAAAAGGGUGGGAACUCACAUCCGCGCUAAGAGAAAGAGGGAAGAGCUGAGCAACAUCCUGGCCGCCAUGAGAAAGGCUGCUGCCAAGAAGGAGUAACCUAAUAAAUGACAAUUUGUAUUGUG
Clupea harengus (Atlantic herring) is the source of this 470-nucleotide messenger RNA. RefSeq names its product ribosomal protein L36 (gene rpl36). Lineage: Eukaryota; Metazoa; Chordata; Actinopteri; Clupeiformes; Clupeidae. The record is from RefSeq and is a predicted model, not a curated record. Gene Ontology annotation, molecular function: structural constituent of ribosome. Gene Ontology annotation, cellular component: ribosome. Gene Ontology annotation, biological process: translation.